AGAUCAAAUUUACCAAAAGAUCGUAAAAGAUCUUGUUAAUUAUUAGAAUUUUUUAUCCCAUAUCUUUUAUAUGUUGUAUUAAUACCAGUUAUUAAAAUCCAGAUCUUCUUGGUAAUGAGAUAAUUAAAUAGUACAUGAGUCCAUGCACGCCUAUAGUUUUGUAAGAUCCUUAUAAAUAUCACCUUAUGUAGUAAUCUCCAUAAGCAUCAAACGCCAUCCUAGCAUAUGCAUUCCAUUCUCUAUAGCUUCUACUUCAAAUUGUUGAUCUUGCUAGUAGCUAUGGAUCCUAAUGGCUCCUAUCCUAACAUUUCCCCCUUGCAUGAAGCAUUGAGAGGCACGACAGCCAUGCCGACAUUAAAAGAUUUUGUAGCCCUUGAAUCCCCAUCAUCAAAUUCACCUUCAAUAGAAAAUUCCUCACCAAUCAUCCAUGCACCACGAGAUGCUUAUGUGAUGUUAGUCAAUGAUAGAUCCAUGAUUCCAUACCAAUCACAUACAGACCUCGCACCACUACCCCCACAAUUGGGUGAUAUGAUCCCUAAUCCUUUAUCCUUGGACAAAAAAGAAAUGUUCUCACAUGAAGAAUUCCUCACAAAUCCUUUUUGGAAUGACUUUGACUCAUCUCAUCAGAGGCAUAAUAUUUCCAUGGAAGCUUCAUCCUUCACAUCGUUACUCCAAACAGAACAAAAAUUAGUUGUUCAUUCCCAAGUUAUCGCUAUGGGCGAGCCGGAUGAUGGUUCGAUCUCUAAGAUGGACAUCAAGCAUGUCUCAAAGGAACAGAACAUACAAGAUGGGAGAUUGUUAUUUGAUGAUCCUUAUGGUGUACCUACCCCUGGUUCUCCAGGCAUGCGGUCCUCACCUAUUCCAAGAGAAGAUAAAAUCCCUCUAGUUGGUGCAAAUGCUAUUUCUGAUAGUGGUAUUACACAUGGUCCUACAACAGCACGCAAGUACAAAUGCAAGAUUUGCAGUGCCACAUUCAACUCAUCUCAAGCAUAUGGUGGUCACAUGAGUUUGCAUAGCAAAGCAAGGAUGAAAAGCCUACAAAGUUGAUCCUGCCGCAUAACUAGAUAACCCAUGAUUAAUAUUAUUGGGACCAAUAUUUCUCACAGCCACACAAUGGGUGAAUGCACAAAGGUUUUAGCAAGGGUGGAGAAAAUUUCUAAGAGGUUAUUUGUCCUGGAAACAAAAUUACCAAUAGAAGCCCAAGGCUGGAGAUAUGUUAUGUGGGUGUGAAACUAUAGGAAAUUAUUUUCUUGAGUAUGUUUCCGUUGUUGUUUCCCUAUGUAAACAAAAGAGUCAUCUUUGAUGGUUGUGUACUACACCCUAUG
Molecule: messenger RNA, 1325 nt
Organism: Triticum dicoccoides
Lineage: Eukaryota; Viridiplantae; Streptophyta; Magnoliopsida; Poales; Poaceae
Exons: 2
Coding region: 226-1047 (273 amino acids)
Source: RefSeq, a predicted model, not a curated record